Molecule: messenger RNA, 2743 nt
Organism: Tricharina praecox
Lineage: Eukaryota; Fungi; Ascomycota; Pezizomycetes; Pezizales; Pyronemataceae
Exons: 2
Coding region: 1-2430 (809 amino acids)
Source: RefSeq, a predicted model, not a curated record
AUGACCGAGAACCCAACUGCGUCAACAUCUCCCGGUCUUCCGCAGCUUCCCUCAAACGCUACAUCCACCCAAACGCCUGACGAUGCAGGCGGUGAAAUUCGCUGCAUCUGCGAGUGCAACGAGGACGAUGGAUACACCGUUUGCUGCGACAAGUGCGGAACGUGGCAACACGUUGCAUGUAUGCAGUUAUCGGAGGACGAUAUUCCGUCAAACUACCUGUGCAACAAUUGUUCGCCACGAGCCGUGGAAACCAGAAGAGCCAGGGAAUUGCAGAAACAGCGCCGACGGGACGAGAAGAUCAAUCGAAGAAAGCGAUCUGCGACCACCUCCCACAAGAAGAAGGAAGUCCACCAGCCCGGCGGACACAACGGCCAGAACGGGGUUACGGUCGGUAAAACGAUCUACGGCACGGAGAAAACUGCCAUCGUCAAAUUGCCUAGCCCCAGGGAACCACAGGCCCCCCCGACGACGACGGCGCCGGCGGUCAGUCGCAAGAGAAACCAGCGAGCGUCGCAUUCUGCUGGAAACUCGCAUCAGGCCGGAUCGAUCACUGGGAGCCCAUCGCCUUUUCCCGACAGGAAUGCAGACGCCGAGAGCGACACCGAUACGGACAAGUAUCGAUACGAAUUCAUCGACAUCGGUACGGGGCAAAACAAACUGGCUGCGCUCUGGGUCGACAACCUGCUCGACAAGAUGGGCGACUGUGCCUGUGUCGAUCGGAACCAGUGCCUACUGGCUAAAAUCAAGGAGUGCGGCAGGAUCGAUUCCGCCGUUCCGAAACGACCCGCGACCAACGGCAACGGGAACGGGAACGGAAAGAAGCAACGGAUAAAGCGAAAUCCUUCGACAGAGUCGAAUCGCUCGAAGGAGCCCACUCCGGAUGUGCAACAAGGGAACAACAAUGAGGGCGACCCGGAUAGGAAAGUGAAGCCAGGAAGCCGAGACUUGACGCCGGUUCACCAACAGGAUAUUGCUGUCGACUCGGCGACCAUGACCAGACGGGAAGAACGCAAAUUCAAAGAAGUUCUCUCACGCAUAGAGAAGCAAGUGCAAGAAGAACAAGUACCCCAACCGCCCAAACGUCGAAAGCGAAAUAGCGCCACAUCGGAUCUGAACACUGCUGGCGAUGGAGCUGUUGCCCGUUCUGCGAGUCCAGGUUCGGGAGAUACUUGGGGUGCCGAGGAGAGGAAAACGAAGUCUCACAAAGGCGAAUCGCCAGUAACCAGUCCUGGAUCGGUCGGACGUGAAGUCUCCGUUGUGGAUGCCGGUUCUGGCCGCUCACCGGGUUCUUCGACAGGGUCGAUCGGCCACAAGCGACGGAACAACGCGGGGUCCCCAGCCCCAUCGACAGGCUCGACCAAAGUGCGACGAAAGGUGAAGACUAAAGCCGUAAGGUUGAACUAUGUCGACUCUUCCGUCCAGACGGAACCGGAUGAUGAGCUGCCAUGGUGGAAACUAGCCGUACCGAUGACGCCUCCCCGACCACCUCGAUUGCCCCUGCGGAAACGUCUGAUGCAGAGCCUGCUGAAGGAUAGAGAAGAGGCUGCGUUUGCGUCGGCUGCCACCACCUCUGAGGAUGACAAGAAACGCAAACUCGACUGCUUCGCGGCGGACACCACUGUGCCACUUCCAGUACCAAAAGUCCAAAAGACUGCUGAGAAGGAAGUGGCACGUCCAUCCACCGGUGUGAUGGGCUCGCCUGUCGCUUCAGUCCCAAUCCCAAUCUCAACUCCAACCCUAGCCCCAAUCUCAGCCCCAGUCCCGGCCCCGGCCCCGUCACCGGCACUGGUCCCGGCACUGGUCCAAGAACUCCCCGACGCACCACCGAUAGUCGUUGAGACUGCCAAAUCCCCACAGUCUACAGUCUGCAGUCCUGCGCCUGUCUCCGAUCUCACAAAGCCAGUACGUCCCCGCGCCAAGUCUCCACGUCAGCCGUCGCCAAACGGUUUGGGUCCCACAGAUAAAGUCCGUGUGAACGGUGUUAAGCCUGCUGGUUUGCACCUCGAACUGCCAAAGUCACCAAAGCCAUCCCGCCCCACAAGUGGUCAGGUUUCGCCAGGCCAACUGACACAAGGAGCCGUAACAGCCCCGUCUCCACUUACUGUUUCCACGGCAGUUCCCUUGCCGCCGGCUGUCAUCGCAGCUGUCAAUUCUGCUACUUCGGGCCCGUCUCCCAGUCCCACCAAAACCAAGAAGCUUAGCCUGCAAGACUACCGCAAGCGAAGCCAUAAGUCGGUUGAUGUGACGGCCGAAAGGAAGGAGGAUGAGGCGGUACCAGCUCCUACACCAAAGGGCAACCCUAGUUCGACGGACUCGGCCAAACAACUUGCAUUUCUCAAUGUAGCUGCGCCGACAGAUGCGACAGUAGCUUCACAGGCGACAACAGUGGAGUCGAAGAUUGUUCCGGGGAGCACGUGGGGUGUACGAUAAAAGACCAUUCCAUUCAUUCUUCGGCAUCCUACGGAUGGCCCUCUUUUUUUCUGCUUUGGGGGCUCGGAGUCUCCUUUCUCCAAAAAAGGCUUCUUUUUUUUUAGGACUUUUAGUUGAAUUUGGUGCGCUGUUUCGGCUCGAAGUUGCGCUUAUAGCCCACACUUUGAGCCCGAGUUCGAUCACGGGAUCACGGGAUUUCAUUUCUAUACUUGGCUUUCGGGGUGUGGGUUGGGGGUUAUCUGCUUUUCAUGUGUUUCUCAGUUGCGUUUGUGAGAGGGUUUAACGGAGUUUGACUUUGUGUUUCCGUGAUUGU